GGCGUGCGGUUGUGUAUACGCCGCCCGACCAUUUGCCGCGAAUUUUGAAACCUACUUUCGUGCGGACGAAAAAUUUACUUUGCAUGGCAAAAUGGUAGCCAUGGCUGUGAGUGUUAUGUUCACGUGCUUUGCCUAACGGUCGGCAACGAACUUUUGUUACUGUACUGUUCAAUCGGUCGAUGUUGAUAUGUGAUGGAUUUGUUCUACAAAGUUUAUUUUCGUCGCUAAUACCGGCAUAUGUAUAGUAUUGCGCAUAAUUCCAACCCUUUAGCCAAAUAUUAAGCUCACGCUUUAGUCUCCUCCACUUUAGAAGUUACCUGUCGGUCCAAUUUAGUGACUUAUUAAGGAACCUCCAAUAUCAAAAAUAUAUCAUAGCUAAUAUUCAUAUCCUCGUAAAUAUACCCGAACUUUGUAAAUAUAUUGAAAACUUUUUCUGGUGAGUGGACCAAAGAAAUGUGAAUUGGAUUGAGAAUAUCCUUAGUGUACAAUGAUAGUAGUGAUAGUGUAAAUAUCAAAUAGUUAAGGUUUACUACAAGACUUCAAUAGUUCAACGGCGACAACGAAAAUUGAUUGAUAUCGACUGUAUCACGGAGUCAAGAUAACUUCCAAGCAACAUGUCCGCACCAACAACAGACAGUACUGAAGCCAUAACGAAUUCUGGCUAUGGAAGCAGCGAUGAAACCGCAAGUCUGCUCAUAUCGGGCCCAUCCGUUACCGUCAUAGUUCCCGCCGAACCUAACAGAACUGUCAAGCCUGUGUUGCAAAGACAAGACUGCACAACACACCUCAGGCCGCAACUAUCAGGCGGCCCCGGCAGCGAAGAAAGCGCUGCAUCUAUCAGGAUGGAAGAGGGCGCUGCGAGAAGCGUUCCCGACAUAGAACUACAAUGCCGCGACCAACCCGCCGACCGCCCCCAGACACUAGUUUCCCCCGUCGCCACCUGCUCCCACAGAGGAUCCGUUACCGCCUGCCAGUUAGUUCCACAUACGUACACGAGAUGUCGCGUCUGUGAACGAAGGCAGUCUACAGCACCCAUGUCGGCGUUGCAACUAGCGCGAUCUGUGUCCAGAGAAAGUGUACGAUCUGCUUUACACUAUCCUUGUGGUUGUAGUUCACUACACGCUGUCAGUACCUGUCCUGUCAUCCAACCUCCAGCCUUAUUAUUGCCGACGACAAGUACUAGAAUCAUCCGACAGAGCUCACAACCAGAGUCCAGCGCAUGCGCGGCGCACUGCCCUCACCACGCCCAUCACCACCCUAGCGCCUCACUACGACAAUUGAGGGAACCCGGCGAUGGCAUUGCCGGCAUCGCGGCCGACUCCCUGCGGAUCAACGGAGGAAUGCGACCGUUCAAACAGGGGCUGCUCCUCUGUCCGCAAACCCUGUCGCAGACACGCCGUGCCCGACUGAGACGGGCGUUCACUGAAGCCACGGGGGAUACAGUUACCUACGUUAAGACGCUACGCAAGCCGGUUUCGACGCUGUCGAUCCCCGGCGCUAUGAAGGCGUACUCUGGCGGCGGGAGGGACGCUUCGACCGAGGAGGCUGGCGUCGCGCUCGUUGGCGUGCACAGCGAGUACCCGCGCUUCGGCGAGGAGCGGGCGCUUGGCGGCGGCACCUACAAAGGCGGGGGGGCGGCGAAGCACAAACCCAAUAUAGGAUAUAGAUUAGGUAGAAGAAAGGCGCUAUUUGAAAAAAGAAAACGAAUAAGUGACUACGCUUUAGUAAUGGGGAUGUUUGGUAUUAUUAUAAUGGUUAUAGAAAAUGAACUUUCAAGCGCUGGUGUUUAUACUAAGGCAUCAAUAUAUUCCCAGGCGUUGAAGACGCUUAUAUCAAUGUCGACUGUGAUUUUACUUGGCCUAAUCGUCGCGUAUCACGCUUUAGAAGUACAGUUAUUUAUGAUAGACAACUGCGCCGACGACUGGCGGAUAGCUAUGACGUGGCAGCGCAUAGCCCAGAUAGCGUUGGAGCUGGCCAUCUGUGCGGUCCACCCCAUCCCUGGCCAGUACACCUUCACGUGGACCACCAAGCUUGCCAACAAAGGAGGCGUUAUAGGCGUUGAAGUUGGCACAAUGUAUAAGCAAAUUCAGGUCCCAUACGACGUCACGCUCUCGUUACCGAUGUUCUUUCGGUUAUAUCUCAUAUGCAGGGUCAUGUUACUACACAGCAAGUUGUUCACGGAUGCGUCUUCAAGGAGUAUAGGAGCUUUAAACAGGAUUAAUUUUAACACUAGAUUUGUUUUGAAGACACUAAUGACCAUUUGCCCUGGUACUGUGUUACUAGUUUUUAUGGUGUCAUUAUGGAUCAUUGCGAGUUGGACGCUAAGGCAAUGCGAAAGGUUCCACGAUGAAGACCAUGCCAAUUUGCUAAACUCAAUGUGGCUGACGGCUAUAACCUUCCUCUGUGUUGGCUACGGCGAUAUCGUUCCCAACACUUACUGCGGCCGUGGCAUAACCCUGACCUGCGGUAUGGUGGGAGCUGGAUGCACAGCGUUAUUAGUCGCGGUUGUUUCAAGAAAAUUAGAAUUAACUAGAGCUGAGAAGCACGUACAUAACUUCAUGAUGGACACACAACUUACUAAAAGACUGAAAAACGCAGCAGCAAACGUACUACGAGAGACGUGGCUAAUUUAUAAGCAUACGCGACUCGUGAAGAGAGUCCACCCAGGUCGCGUGAGGACGCACCAGAGAAAAUUCCUACUAGCUAUUUAUGCGUUACGAAAAGUCAAGAUGGAUCAAAGAAAACUCAUGGACAACGCCAACACAAUAACAGACAUGGCAAAGACCCAGAACACCGUCUAUGAGAUCGUCUCUGAUAUGAGCACGAGGCAAGACAGCAUAGAAGAGAGGCUGACUAGUUUAGAAGAAAAACUUACAUCAUUACAGGAACAAGUAAACAACCUGCCAGAUGUAAUGGCGCGGUGCCUGCAGCAGUGCUGGGAGCGAGCAGAACAGCGGAAGAACUUCUUGCACCCCGACAUGGCUGCGGCACCGACGCCACCCGCCUCUACCAUAGCGCCUUAUGCCAGAACACUAGCGUCCACGACGCACCCGUGGCCGCAGAGCCCCGUCCUCCAGCCUCCCGGGAGAACGCAUUCGGCCCCCGAGAGCACCGCGGCCCCCUCGCCGACCCCCCAGCCCACCAGCCCCGCGCCCUCGCGGCCCCCCCUACCCAGCUGAGUACCGCCUUCCAACUCCGAACUCCUGUGCUGAACUCGACGAAACUCGGCGCCCCUCCUCUGACCUCCCCACAACCCGAGCCCGCCGGGAAUCAAGUAUGACUGCGAUGUAAAAUACUGAACACGAAUUUAUUAUAGAUGGUGGUGGCGUCAAAACUACGGUCUUAUUCUUUUGGAUUAUGUUGUCGGUUUCGCUUUACCAUGCCUGUCAGUCUGAGGAAUCUUGAAUUAGAUUUUUGAAGCAUAAAAUUGUAAAUUUAAUCAACACAUUUUGAUCGAACGAGACCAAUUAAUUGAUCAUUUAAUUAAGAAAUAAAGAAGAAGAUUAAUAAAAAGAAAUUUUUGAUGAUACUAAAAGCUGAGUACUGAACUUGAUUGAAGACGGAAAGUUAAUUUUCUUAAUUUCUUGUUAUCCAUCCUGCACUGUAUAAAAGGAAACCUGUACGACAUCGCUUAGCAAUUUUCCCAGUUUUGACAUCACUACUAAAAGUUGCCAAUAUUUUUCAUACGGAGAUGAUUGAUUAAAUGAUUAAAUGAAUUAUAUAGAAGUGAGUUUUCCCGGCGAGGCGACCCGCCGCGGAGCGAGAACGGUCGGCCGUAGUAUUCUUCGCGUUCCCCAAGUUUCGGAUGUGAGAGACUGUUCUUAGUGAUACUUAGAUAGUGAACGAAAGGCGGAAAGGACUCCAAGUUGUGAUUAUACAUGAUGCUUUAUCAAUAGACGCUUUAGCUAAUACGUUAUAGAAUAUUUUGAAUACAUUAUCAGCAUUAGCAUAGUAAUUAUUAUUACACUCUGUUCACGUUUUAUCUGAUGUUCAAGGAACCAAAUUACACUGUUUUAUAUAAAAACUUCGUGUGUUUUUACUAAAGUUUAUUGUGAAUACAUCACUGUGUCACAUUAUGAAUCUAUUGAAGCACUCGAUCCAAAUUUAACUAUGAUAAGGCUUUUUUAGAUUUUUUAUGUGACAGGUAUAGAAAAAUAGGUCAAGGCAUAAAGAUUUAUGAAGUGUAAACUUUAUUAGUUUGUCAAAGUAUAGGAGGUUUGUAUUUGAACAGUAAUUUGUUGGAAAGGUUUGACUGCAUUCGCAUUUAAUGUAAACAUAGAAUUUAAAUAGUAUUUUUCGUUUUGGUUUGAUGUAUUUACCCACAAUUAGAGUAACACGAUUUGGUGUAAGACAAUGUAAUAUCACGUCAGAUUUAGCACUGAAGUCUGAGUUAAGGUUUAAUUUAAUCUCAUUAAUCACCGAUAUAUUGUGAACGUCAAACCUUACAGUUAUUUGGAAUGAAAAUAAUAAUAAUGUUUGACUUCGUGAUGUAUGUUAUAUGAUCCUGUAUACACAAUUUACUUAGAUUUAGGUAAAAUAAUUAAAUUGUUACUACCUGCCUAUUGACAUGUAGAUUAUAAACAUUUUUUAAGAAUAAUUUAAGUAAAGCUUUGUAUAAGAUAUAAGAUUGAUGGCUGUUUAAAUAGUGCCUAAAACACUACGAAAAUUUCGAUAAUUCAGUUUUAUUAUCCUAAUAACUUAUGAAAUGUAAAUAGGUAAACUAAAUUUGAGAGCAUAAUAUUUAGUAAUAUCUGAAUUUUGUAGUCGUAUGUGAACGUAUAAUGGGAUCAAUUUCUUUGUACGUUUAAUUUUUAGACCUUUUCAAUUUCAUAGUAAAAGUUAAUAUAAUGAACAAUUAGUUAAUCUAUAUUUAAUGUACAUUGUUCGCAUUUGUACAUUAAUUUUGCCAUAUUUCCUACCCUCAAAAAAAAAUAAGAAACACAAAAAAACUCCCAACUUUGUUUUAUUUAUGUAUGUUUACUAAAACUAAAUUAAUACACAAAUGCUUUCAUAUUUAGUGUUAGUACUAAUAUCUAUAUUUUGCCUAUUACUGUAAGCUUAUUAAGAUCAGAAAUGGUGCUCAUCUGAUUUGAUCGUUAGAAUGCGUAGUGUUUUCGUUUAUAGGUUAUAAAAUUUUAGAUAGACAAAUUAUUUAUUUGUUACACGAGUUGAUUUAGAUAGUUUAGUUUAAACAAAUUAGAUCCCCAGUUUAUAUUUGUUUACGAAACACCAAAGAUUAAGGCAUUUUGCAAAAAUGCAGUGCGUUAUCAUUAGGUACAUAAUUAUAGAGUUUAAUUUCUCUCCCUAGUAAAGUUAUACCUACGUAGUUAGGAUAUGAAAUAAUCCUAUUAGGUAUUUUAGUCGUUCGUAUAAAAAACACCAACUAGACAUAUUUAGCAAUACGUUCGAUUUAGUAUAUUUAGGUAAUAAUAUCUCUUGCAUUACAUUUAUAUUAAUACCUACCCCAUCUUAUUAAACAUUUUCCUAAAUAUUUAAUAACAGUGUUUUAAAAUACUUCUUAUCCCUAGUAUUUAUAACUACCUCGACAUUUUACACGUUAUAGGUACAUUUUAUCAACUUAAUAGUAUGUACUGCCACUUCUAUGAUUGGUUGAACUGUAAUUUGAUAUUCAGUUUACAACGAAUAUUGAGUUUACAUUAAAGUUUACAAGUGAAACUUUUUAGUAUAAUUUAUACAUUAAAUACACAAAAGAGAUUAGCACAUGAGUUCCGUAAUGUUGUAGUUAUUUCCAACGCACAAUGAGUCACCAAUAGAUUAUACAUUAUAGUGGCGUAUUACUGAUAUUUUAUAGUCUUGACCUAGUAGCCUAAUAAAUUGUCCCCAGUAUGAAAACUUUCAAUUUAUCUAGUCAUUAAGUAUAACAUUGCUUUAUAGUUUGUUAUCUGCGUAUUCCCAGAAGUGCGAUAUUUUCAAAGUUUUAUACUUUACUAAAUUUUUCUCCAUCUUCAAGUUUACGCUACGCAAAUACUUCUGCGAAUACGUGUCCUAAUUUUAGAAAAAUUUGAAAUUAAACUAUAUAUUUGGAAUAAGAAUUGACCAAAUGUUGUUUAAGAUUGAUAAACUUAGAAUUUAUAAUUUGUAAAUAAAUAGGUGCAAGGCAGUAAGACAUUAUGUAAAAAGAAAAUGUAAAUAACAGUUGUAUUUGCGAAUUUUAAUGUAAAUAAAUAAUUUAAUGAGAUACAGUUCCAGUAAAUUAUUUUUAAAUAUUUACGUUCGAUUGUAAUAAUGAUUUUGUUGUAUGCCAACGGAAUGUUCUAUGCGGUGCGUAAACAAAAGAAAGAAACUUUUGUGAUCAUUGUUGAUGAAAUGAAAGUGUAACUUGGAUUAUAUGAGCUGUAGUAUUUUUU
This is a messenger RNA of Ostrinia nubilalis (European corn borer), 6368 nucleotides long. It is a transcript of the gene SK, whose product is annotated as small conductance calcium-activated potassium channel protein. Lineage: Eukaryota; Metazoa; Arthropoda; Insecta; Lepidoptera; Crambidae. Gene Ontology annotation, cellular component: neuron projection; neuronal cell body; plasma membrane. The transcript is spliced from 17 exons. Gene Ontology annotation, molecular function: small conductance calcium-activated potassium channel activity; calmodulin binding. Gene Ontology annotation, biological process: potassium ion transmembrane transport. The coding region runs from base 615 to 3179 and encodes 854 amino acids. The record is from RefSeq and is a predicted model, not a curated record.